Molecule: messenger RNA, 1158 nt
Organism: Trematosphaeria pertusa
Lineage: Eukaryota; Fungi; Ascomycota; Dothideomycetes; Pleosporales; Trematosphaeriaceae
Exons: 2
Coding region: 1-1158 (385 amino acids)
Biological process (GO): biosynthetic process; mitochondrial respiratory chain complex I assembly
Cellular component (GO): mitochondrion
Source: RefSeq, a predicted model, not a curated record
AUGCGUCCACCACAGCUCGCCGUAACUCCCAUAAGGCGCGCACACACUCCUUUCAUACUGUACCGCCGGAGGCAAUUCCACUCCUCACAAUGUCUGAAGAACUCUGCUCGACCCGCCGCCUCGGAAGUCCAGCGCGCAAGGGCAUAUUGCGCCAACCUCGUCCGGACCUAUGAUGCUCCCUCGCACAUCCUCCAGACCUUCAUUCCGCUCUCCGCCCGCGAUGCUUACCUCGCCAUCCGCGCUUUCAACGUCGACGUCGCCCGCGUAGCAGACACCACAAGCACCCCUACCAUCGGUAUGAUGCGCAUGCAGUUCUGGCGGGAUACAGUGACCAAGGCACUAGCCGGCGCGCCUCCCAAAGAGCCCGUAGCCCUUCUGCUGGCGAAAGCUGCAAAGGAUCUACAAGAGCGCUCAGGCGGGAAAGCCAGGCUCAGCAAGAACUGGUUCCAUCGCAUCAUCAGCACUCGGGAACAGUACCUGGGGAACCCUCCGUAUCCGACGCUUUCAUCGCUAGAGAGCUAUGCGGAGAAUACGUAUUCGACGAUGCUGUAUUUGACGCUUUCGGCGCUCCCGCAAGCUUCCAUAACUACGGAUCAUAUCGCGUCGCAUAUUGGCAAGGCAAUGGGCAUCGCUGCUGUUCUGCGAGGCAUCCCGCUCGUUGCAUUCCCUCCACAGCAGCUGGUGAGCACAAGUGGUAGUGUCACUGGAUCCUCAGGCCCCGCCCACGGCGCUGUUCUGUUGCCGCUUGACGUUAUGGCUGAAGCAGGUGUCAAGGAGGAAGACGUAUUUCGACAAGGCGCCGCGGCGUCCGGGCUGCGUGACGCUGUAUUCGUAGUAGCUACGCGAGCAAACGACCAUCUCAUCACCGCCCGGGAAAUGCUCUCCAAGCUGCGCUCCGAAGGAACAUUAGGUCACGAUUUCGAGCACCAAAAUGAAGAGGAGCAUCGCUACAGCGCCCAGCAGCUUAACGCGGGAGCCGAUGUCCAGCUUGCGGAAGUCGAGAAGGCGUUCGGCGUCUUUAUGCCGAGCAUUUCCACGCAGUUGUGGCUGGAUCGCUUGCAAAAGGCAGACUUCGACAUCUUUGAUAAUUCCUUGCGCACUGCGGACUGGAAACUACCGUGGAAAGCUUAUUGGGCGUUUAGCCGACGCGCAUUAUGA